AUGUCUAGUUAAAGCGAGGAGAGCGAUGUAUAGGAUGAUAUCAUCCAUGAUUACACUAGUAAUUACACUAGUGAUAAGUCAAGUCAACAGCCUUAUUAGGAAUCACAUGAUGAUGUUUAUGAGAAAGUGCAAGAUGAUGAAGUAAAUUAUGUUCGUAAGUCAGAAGAAAAUGAUUCACAUUAGCGUUAGGAAUCUCCUUCAAGUAAGUAGAUUUCUUAAGCAAACCCACCUAAAACUGCGGAAGACGAGGAAACUGUUAAAUCCUGCAUGGAGUAGGCAUCCAGAAUAAAUGAAAAAAUAAUGAACUAAAGGAAGUAACUCAAGGAUCAAUUCAAAGAGUUUUAGAACACUAUGAAUGCUGCAAGAAGUAACUUAAAAGAUUUUGAUAUGCCAUAUCAAACUGCGCACUUUCCCUUAUACUUAAAGACCUAAGAAAAAUUUGUGAUUUUGCCAGCACAAAAUCUCAAUAUCAGGAAAGGGACAUUGGAAUCAUUUAUCAAGACGAAUUUGGAAAAUGAAAACUCUGUGAAGAAAGCAGAACAGGACAAAAGAGUGGCAUUUAAAUAACGAAGACCGUACUAGAAAAGAAAAUUCGACUCUUGA
Paramecium tetraurelia is the source of this 603-nucleotide messenger RNA. RefSeq lists its product as uncharacterized. The record is from RefSeq and is a predicted model, not a curated record. NCBI's taxonomy places the organism in Eukaryota, Ciliophora, Oligohymenophorea, Peniculida, Parameciidae. The transcript is spliced from 3 exons.